Molecule: messenger RNA, 2549 nt
Organism: Liolophura sinensis
Lineage: Eukaryota; Metazoa; Mollusca; Polyplacophora; Chitonida; Chitonidae
Exons: 2
Coding region: 26-856 (276 amino acids)
Cellular component (GO): extracellular region
Molecular function (GO): hormone activity
Source: RefSeq, a predicted model, not a curated record
UCCAGUUAUAAGCCUUCACCUCAAAAUGGGAACCCUAAGGAUGCAAUUCUGCCUAGUCUUCUGCGGACUUCUUGCGUCAGGGAUCUUGUCUGUUUCCUCAGCAAAUGAAAGUAGUAAGGCGUCAGCUAUAGGUGACGAUGACAGUUUAGGACUUUCUGGUAAUAUGAUGCUUCAGGGGGGUUUCUCCAAAGAAGAUACAGCCUUCCCACCAAACGAACUUGAAGACGGAACGUCCGAAAAUGAAGAUGAAUCCCCCAAACGCGGGUUUGAUCGUAUUUCCCACAGCAGCGGCAUUGGGAAUUUUCGGAAACGGGCGUUUGAUCGAAUUGGUCAUAGCACCGGGAUGGGCAGCUUAUAUAAGAGAGGGUUUGAUCGUAUAGGGCAUGCGUCGGGUAUGGGAAGUUUGUAUAAAAGAGGAUUUGAUCGCAUUGGACACUCUACCGGAAUGGGCAGUUUGUAUAAAAGAGGAUUUGAUCGCAUUGGACACGCUACCGGAAUGGGCAGUUUGUAUAAAAAAGGAUUCGAUCGCAUUGGACACGCCACCGGAAUGGGCAGUUUGUACAAAAGAGGAUUUGACCGCAUUGGACACGCUACCGGAAUGGGCAGUUUGUACAAAAGAGGAUUUGACCGUAUUGGACAUAGUUCUGGAAUGGGUAGCUUGUACAAACGUGCUUUUGAUCGUAUUGGACACAGUACUGGCAUGGGAAGUUUGUACAAACGCUCAUUUGACCGCAUUGGGCAUAAUUCAGGAAUGGGUGCCCUUUACAAGAGAGAAGACGAUGACACGUCCUCUGCAUUAAACGGGAUUUGGGAAGACGCCGAGAUAGAGCCAUCAGAAGAAAGAAGCAACGAGUAAAGGUCCCGUCUAACGUCCCAGGCCAUUUCUAGACAAUCUAAACAAUACUAUGUGAGAAUAUGUACGACCGAUGCCGUUACCUGAAAAGGAGAACAAUGUCCAAAGAAGAAGAAUUACAUUUGUUAAGCUUAUUAAAAGCUUGGCUAUAAUUACACCUUUCAAAACCAAAAAUGAAUUUGGACCCGAUAUUUUCAAUUUUUCUCUCCUCCUCUAAGUUUGUUUUAAUAUUUCAGCGUAUACCAAAACAUUGUCUUAUAUAAACGGUUAGCAAACUGACCGGUUACAUGUAUUUGUUCUUAACAUUAUUGGUCAAAUAACAACAUAUGUUGAAAAUGUGGCCUGGAACGUGUAGAGCACUAAGAUUAUAAUCAGCCAUACAUGAAUGUAUAUAACUGGACGUUUACUGAUUAUGAUUUCCAACACUAUUGUUAUAUCUUCUAAAGCUAUACGUAUUUCCAUUUCGUACCUUUCCACACUCUUCAGCGUUAUAGGCUGUGUUAUUAAUAUAAUUUUGCUGAGUCUUUCCCGCCUUUUGGGCACAGAAAACACUGAAAUAAAUCUACAUUGCAGCAAUCUGAAUGAUUUCGUUACCACUUGUCAUCUGCACACUACACAGCAUGCGGUGUGUCUGAAAAUUGCCGAUAACCUUAUUGUUUCGUUAAAGUAAAUUAAGUUUUACUAAGUGAAUAACCGUAAAGCUGAUUUAUUGUAUACUUUUAAAUAUCACUUAUUUAAAAUGUAUGUCUGUUAUAUUAUGUUUUGUAACACACGUAUAUACAGUAAAAUAUUAAGGCGCAUUGAGCUCUGGUUUCCAACUGCAACGAAAACUUUACCCGAUUCCCCUGGGACCGCAUGUCAAGCUAACUAGGAGCAAGUAUAGGGUACCAUAAAAGAAACGCAUAGGUGAAAUUUGUAAUUUUCCGCAGUGAGAAAACUCAUUCAACGAUGACACCAGACGCCAAGUGGACGUUUAUGUCAAUAUCUGAUGUCACCUAUACGUUUUUUAUUGUUAUUUUGGGGGAGUAUAUUAUUUAGACAACCUACAAUGAGUACAGAGAUAUGUUUUGUUGAUGUGGAAACCCUCUGUACAGCCAGCAAUGGUAUAAGGAAACCUUAUGUUUGUAUGUUAGCACACUGUGCACUCGCCACUGGUAAAUGUAAUAUAUUUUGUUGAUGUAACAGCUUUGCGUUAAAUUAUGUGAUUAUGGAACUAGCAGAUCUUGCUUUAUGGGCAUGUUUCUCUUGUCACCUGAAUGAGCCGUUCGUGAUGUAAGUAAUAUAUAAUAAACUGACAAACACUCCAAGUGAGUGGCAGAUUAUUGUAUUUUAAGAAACUCCUAUUUCAAAAUAACAGAAUCAAGGAGGCAAGUAACAUUGGAAUAAGUAAAGCCAUUUGAAGUCUGAGAAGUCCGUUUUCCACAGGAACAUUGGAGAUCGAUCUUGGAUCCUUGUGCAUGCCUUAGAAACUAGGAGACUUGAAAUUUAUUUUGCACCCAAAGAGGAUGUCUUCUGUACAGUGAGCGAACUAGACGAUUCCUAUACAAGGGAAGUUACUCGUGCCUGCAUUCGGCAAAGUGUCAGGACUCAAACGAAAUGUAAUUAAUAUAACCCUAGUCAAUAAUAGAAAUCUUAUUUUGGUUUGUUCUUUUUUGUUGUUCAUUCAUUUAUUUGUUUGUAUGUUUACUGAUUUACA